Messenger RNA from Portunus trituberculatus (swimming crab), 1730 nucleotides. RefSeq names its product dehydrogenase/reductase SDR family member 7-like. The record is from RefSeq and is a predicted model, not a curated record. Gene Ontology annotation, molecular function: oxidoreductase activity. NCBI's taxonomy places the organism in Eukaryota, Metazoa, Arthropoda, Malacostraca, Decapoda, Portunidae. The transcript has 9 exons. Bases 185 to 1222 code for a protein of 345 amino acids.
AAGAAGACGUGAUAACCUACAAGCGAUUUAAAGCGGAACAGGUUAAAAGAAGAAGAAGAAGAAGAGCUGUUAUCUUGGAGGAGGAGGAGGAGGGCUGGAGUCGAGUGCCGAGGGGGAAGCUGCGCCUGCUGCUCACAUAAUAUCCUAAGUGUUCUUCCCAUGUGGUGACAGUGAGGCAGCAAGGAUGGUUGACUGGUUCCUGGUGGCCUGUGUGCUGGGUGGGGCCAUGACUCUGGCAGGCUGUGUUACCCUGGGUGUGUGUGUGUGUAUACUUCUCUUCCUGGCAUUCAUAAGGUUUGCCAUUGUGCCCUUGGACUGUGAUGCUGUGCUCAAGUUCCAUGAGGUGUUUGGCAAGCAGCCGGAGAGCCUGAAAGGGAAGGUGGUGUGGAUCACUGGGGCAUCGAGUGGCAUUGGUGCCGCCCUGGCAGUGAGGCUGGCAAGGGCCGGUGCCAGGUUGGCUCUCUCAGCACGAUCUGUGGAGAAACUCAACAGUGUGAGGCAGCAGUGUCUUGGGACGGGUGGUGUGACCGAGGAGCAGGUGGUGGUGGUGCCCCUGGACUUGGUACAGUACGACCAGCACCAGGCCGCCUUCAACACUGUGCUGCACCACUUUGGUGAGCUGGACGUACUGGUAAAUAAUGCGGGAAGGUCACAGCGUGGCCGCUGGGAGGAGAUCCACCUGGAUGUAGACAAGGAACUCUUUGAAGUGGAUGUCUUCUCUACCAUUGCUCUGAGUCGCCUGGUGUGCAGGUACUUCCUGGAGCAGGGCCGGUGCGGCCACUUUGCCAUCACCUCCAGCGUUGCCGGCAAGUUUGGUGUGCCAAUGUCUGGCUCCUACACUGCCGCCAAGCACGCCCUGCAUGGCUACUUUGAGUGUCUACGCACUGAGAAGAUAGGACGUGGGCUGGCCAUCAGCAUGGUGUGCCCGGGGCCUGUGGUAUCUGGUUUGGACGAGGCUUGUUUCACUGACCAACUAGAAAAGAAACUGAGUGAGAAACGCACAGGAAAGAUGAUGUCGGCGGAGCGUUGUGCUGAGCUGUUUGCUGUGGCAUUAGCCAAUCACCUGCCAGAGACGUGGAUAGCAGUACAGCCGGUGCUCAUCAUCAUGUAUUGCUCCCAGUACAUGCCAGGCUUGACCAAGAGUGUGAUGCAACUCUUGCCUCUCAGCUUUAUCCUGAAGCUCCGAGAUGGCCGAGCAGAUUUAAACCAGCCUGCCAAGUAAUGGGAAGCAGCAGGCCACCCAGCCCCUCCCAGCUGCAUCAUACAAGGAGCAGCAUCUGGAGGGACAGUUUUGUGGGAGUGGCUGAUACAAGACUCUGCCUUUGAACUGUGUCACUGGUGGAGUUUGCAUCUCCUGGUGUAGUCGUAGCUCCAUGCAUAUUCAGAAACACUUUGCUUUCUCACCACGACUAUUGCCAAAGGUCACAUAGAUAUUAUGUCUGGUUGUUAAGAGUGUUUCUCUUAUUAAUAGUAUAGAAAUCUUGUUCAUCUAUCAUAUAACCAUAAAAAAAGCUCUUGAUAACCUGUAUAACUUUAUCCAAUGUCUUUUGAAUGUUGUGGAAGUAGUUAUUACAGUGCAGAAGUUGAGAAGGUCAGUGCAUUCACUUAUACUGUGUUUAGAACUUUAGUGUUGUUCGUCAGUCUGAAGUCCUCCGGUGCGGCAGUUGUCUCCUGAAAGAUGACAUGAUUGCUAGCUGUUCAGUGGAAUGCUUGUGAUGGAGGGAGGACAC